AUGGGGGACAACGUCUCCUAUGAUUCAAAUGCCAUAAUUAUAAAUGGUGAGCGACGUGUUAUCUUCUCGGGUUCAAUUCAUUAUCCACGCAGCACCGAUGCAAUGUGGCCUGAUCUUAUUCAGAAAGCUAAAGAUGGAGGACUUGAUGCAAUUGAGACUUAUAUUUUCUGGGAUCGCCACGAACCACAACGUCAAAAAUAUGAUUUUUCUGGACAUCUAAAUUUUAUCAAAUUCUUUCAGCUCGUUCAAGAUGCUGGGUUAUACAUCGUCAUGAGGAUUGGUCCUUACGUGUGUGCCGAGUGGAACUAUGGAGGUUUUCCUCUGUGGUUGCACAAUAUGCCAGGAAUCCAACUUCGAACUGACAAUCAAGUCUACAAGAAUGAAAUGCUAACUUUCACAACAAAGAUAGUGAAUAUGUGUAAACAAGCCAAUCUAUUUGCAUCACAAGGAGGACCAAUUAUCUUAGCCCAAAUUGAAAACGAGUAUGGAAACGUGAUGACACCAUAUGGAAAUGCAGGAAAAGCAUAUAUCAAUUGGUGCGCUCAAAUGGCUGAAUCUUUCAAUAUUGGUGUUCCAUGGAUCAUGUGUCAACAAAGUGAUGCCCCGCAACCUAUCAUUAAUACAUGUAAUGGAUUCUAUUGUGAUAGCUUUAGUCCUAACAAUCCUAAGAGCCCAAAAAUGUUUACCGAAAAUUGGGUGGGAUGGUUCAAGAAAUGGGGGGACAAAGACCCUUACAGAAGUGCAGAAGACGUAGCUUUUUCUGUGGCAAGAUUUUUUCAAUCUGGUGGUGUGUUUAACAAUUAUUACAUGUAUCAUGGAGGCACCAACUUUGGAAGAACAUCGGGAGGUCCAUUUAUCACUACGUCUUAUGAUUACAAUGCUCCACUUGAUGAAUAUGGAAACUUGAAUCAACCCAAAUGGGGGCAUCUCAAACAACUCCACUCAUCCAUCAAAUUGGGAGAGAAGAUUCUCACUAAUGGCACUCACUCAAACAAAACAUUUGGUAGCUUUGUAACUUUGACAAAAUUCUCUAACCCAACAACAAAGGAGAGAUUUUGCUUUUUGAGCAACACGGAUGGCACCAAUGAUGCUACCAUAGAUUUGCAGGCAGAUGGAAAGUAUUUUGUACCAGCUUGGUCUGUGAGCAUUAUUGACGGUUGCAAGAAAGAGGUUUUUAACACUGCAAAGAUCAAUUCUCAAACAUCUAUAUUUGUGAAGGUGCAAAAUGAGAAGGAAAAUGUCAAACUCUCAUGGGUUUGGGCUCCGGAGGCCAUGAGUGACACUUUGCAAGGAAAGGGUACAUUUAAGGAAAACCUUCUUUUGGAACAAAAAGGAACUACUAUUGAUUCUAGCGACUACUUGUGGUACAUGACAAAUGUUGAGACCAAUGGAACAUCUUCAAUUCACAAUGUAACACUCCAAGUGAAUACAAAGGGCCACGUGCUUCAUGCCUUUGUGAAUACAAGGUACAUUGGGUCGCAAUGGGGAAACAACGGCCAAAGUUUUGUAUUUGAGAAACCCAUUCUAUUAAAAGCGGGAACUAAUAUCAUAACCCUUUUAAGUGCCACAGUAGGACUGAAAAAUUACGAUGCAUUUUAUGACACAUUGCCAACUGGAAUUGAUGGAGGUCCAAUUUAUCUAAUUGGAGAUGGAAAUGUCACAACUAAUUUGUCAUCAAAUUUGUGGUCUUAUAAGGUUGGAUUGAACGGUGAAAUCAAACAACUUUACAACCCAGUAUUCUCACAGGAAACAAGUUGGAACACAUUAAAUAAAAAUUCCAUUGGGAGGAGAAUGACAUGGUACAAAACAAGCUUUAAGACACCUUCAGGUAUUGACCCUGUAACAUUGGACAUGCAAGGAAUGGGAAAAGGUGAGGCUUGGAUAAAUGGACAAAGCAUAGGUCGAUUCUGGCCUUCUUUCAUUGCUGGUAAUGAUAAUUGUAGUGAAACUUGUGACUACAGAGGAGCAUAUGACCCCAGCAAAUGCGUUGGAAAUUGUGGAAAUCCUUCACAAAGAUGGUAUCACAUUCCAAGAUCGUUUUUAUCAAAUAACACAAACACAUUGGUAUUGUUUGAAGAAAUUGGUGGAAGUCCUCAACAAGUCUCAGUUCAAACCAUCACUAUAGGAACUAUAUGUGGAAAUGCUAAUGAAGGAAGCACAUUAGAGUUGUCUUGUCAAGGAGAGUAUAUCAUUUCCGAAAUCCAAUUUGCUAGUUAUGGAAAUCCAAAGGGAAAAUGUGGUUCGUUCAAACAAGGAUCAUGGGAUGUGACAAACAGUGCUCUUUUAUUGGAAAAGACUUGCAAAGGCAUGAAAAGUUGUUCGGUGGAUGUAUCUGCAAAGUUGUUCGGAUUGGGCGAUGCUGUUAAUUUGUCUGCAAGAUUGGUUGUUCAAGCGCUAUGCUCAAAGAAGUGAGUGGUGUAAAAUUUUCUUUAUGUAUAAUAAAUGUUUAUUUUUUUGUUUAGCAAAUGAAA
Messenger RNA from Cucumis sativus (cucumber), 2471 nucleotides. Its product is annotated as beta-galactosidase 7. Gene Ontology annotation, cellular component: cell wall; vacuole. The transcript has a single exon. Lineage: Eukaryota; Viridiplantae; Streptophyta; Magnoliopsida; Cucurbitales; Cucurbitaceae. Bases 1 to 2412 code for a protein of 803 amino acids. Gene Ontology annotation, molecular function: beta-galactosidase activity; carbohydrate binding. The record is from RefSeq and is a predicted model, not a curated record. Gene Ontology annotation, biological process: carbohydrate metabolic process.